Mytilus trossulus (common blue mussel) is the source of this 1579-nucleotide messenger RNA. RefSeq lists its product as uncharacterized. The coding region runs from base 23 to 1417 and encodes 464 amino acids. Lineage: Eukaryota; Metazoa; Mollusca; Bivalvia; Mytilida; Mytilidae. The record is from RefSeq and is a predicted model, not a curated record. The transcript has 7 exons.
CAUAUAUACCAACAGUAUCAUUAUGGUGUUCAUAGAAAUCUAUCGUGAUCUGAUGUAUCUGUCAAUUUUUCUUUGCAUUGAUGGUUCACCAGUGUCAGUAAUAUUGUCUGCACCACAACAUACACCGGAAGGUCAACCAUUUCAGCUGAAUUGUUCGUCAACCAUUGCCCCAGUUGGGCAGUCUGCUGAAUUUUUGGUAAAUGGCGAAACACUUACUUAUAUCAGACGUCACAAAAUUAUGUGUUUUAACACAGAUUUAGGAACUAAAUGUCGAACUGGGAUGUGUCGAUGUUCCUCAGAUGGUCGAUCUUUCGCUAUAUAUCACAAACUCAGCAUUGUUAAAACUGCUAACGAUAAUUUUACAUGCAAAAUGACUUUUCCAAAUGAGAUGGUAAUUGUUUCAAACGCUGUCAGUGUUUCAAUAACAGGUUUUCCAACGUUGGUUAUGAAUAGCAGUUUCCUUUGUAAAGGACCAGAAAGUGUUACAUUAGUUUGCUCUCUUGAAGGAACACUUGCAGAAUUUGAAUUUAUUGGUUGGAAACACUCUUUUAAUGGUACUUUCAUCCGCCAAUUGAAAGGAAUCAAAGAGGGAAAAUUCUUUUUUCUUUUGUUGAAUCCGUGCAGUUUCCAAGAUGCUGGUGAAUAUGUUUGCUCUGUAUGGUAUAAAGUACUAAAAGAAACCUUUACGGUACAUAAAAGUACGACGUUAUCGGUUUUAGAUAAAGCAGUUAUAACAGAAAAAUCUGCACUUCGACAAGGGUCAAAUCUUGAUCAUGUUGUGUUUUCAGUGCUGUUUUAUUCAUCGUCAACAAUUCAGUCCGUUGAGUGGUUUCUGGAAAACAUCACAAUGUCUUUCCCAUCAAACGAUCACAAUAUAAGCCAGAUGUCUGUUUACAUAAACAUGUAUGGAAAAACAGUUGAAAUUAAUGGAUUUAAAAGUGAGAUGGUGACUAAACUUGCUUACAACCUCCAAAACAAAUAUGCUAUUUGCAUAACAAACACAUAUGGAAAAACGUGCGAAGAAAUAUCGUACAGUGGAAAAAUCCUCGACAAGGAUAGUAGCUUGAAUGUCUUUUGGAUAAUGUUAGGAGUUGUUAUUGUUGUACUUGUAUCAGGACUGAUAACAGUGACGGCUAUUCUAUCGUUAAAAAGGAAGAAACAAACCGGAAGAUUAAUAUAUAGAAUAGAAAGUUCUAAUGUAAGCACUGUUGUAUCAGGAAACGAGAAUCAGUACAUGGAACCAAAUGCCGAACAUGAUGUCCAUCUCUAUGAAGCUGGUAACCGACCAUACAGUGAACUUGUACCUUACCAAACAACUAGAGUAUAUGAGACAUCUCACGGGUACCUGGAAAUACAGGAUGGUAUGAAUAUGGAUACUUCAACACGAAGUAGUGACAAUUAUGAAAAAGUAGAAUAACUGUCGUUUGAUGUUGAUGAUCGUUGUAAUUCGCAACUUUAUUUUUAUAAUUCUGUUAUAGUGUAAGGUAAAAAUUAUAGGUAAACUUAGGCAUUUCAAUCUGAUGAAACACAUAUUAUGUGCAAAAAUUACUGCAAACUAGUUUAAAUGUUAAUAUGUAAA